UUCCAAGCCGAUAGAUUAUGAGAAGGAGAGAGUCCGUAUCAGGGAGAGAAGAAAGGCAAGCAGCAGUGGCACCGUGUAUGCUGCCGGAUCAUUAAAGUCAGUGGCAGCUUUACUCACCCGUCUCUCAUCCACUUGCCCUAAGUUGGCACCACGUGUGCUGCUGCCUGCGCGCUGCUGUGUGUGACCCUGCGAGUGCUCGGUGCCCGGCCGCGUGUGAAGCUCUGCGCCCAGGAUCCCCCCCCACACACACAAGGAAAGUAAUCUGAUUGUCCCAUAGUCCCAUAGCAAUGGAGUUUCCUAAACAGACGGAAAUGGUAGAUAUGGGUCUGAAUGGAAAAGGGGGUUUAGGAACAGAAACCCCAGAACCUAGUUUUAGCGGAAAUGACAAUCAAGAACUGGAGGAGUUCCUGCCGCACGCCCAGGGGAAAGAGAAGCCACACUUCACUGAUUUUGAGGGAAAGACGUCCUUUGGCAUGUCAGUGUUUAACCUCAGCAAUGCAAUCAUGGGCAGCGGCAUCCUGGGACUGGCAUACGCUAUGGCCAAUACUGGGAUUAUCCUUUUCCUUUUCCUCCUGACUGCUGUGGCACUGCUGUCCAGCUACUCUAUCCACCUACUGCUAAAAGCAUCAGGAAUUGUGGGUAUCCGUGCCUAUGAGCAACUGGGAUAUAAGGCGUUUGGGACUCCAGGAAAGAUGGCUGCUGGUAUUGCUAUAACGUUGCAGAAUAUUGGAGCCAUGUCUAGUUAUCUGUACAUUGUGAAGUCAGAGCUUCCACUUGUCAUCCAGACAUUCCUCAAUCUCUCAGAGAAAACAUCAGAUUGGUAUUUGAAUGGCAACUAUUUGGUAGUCAUGGUCUCCAUCGCCAUCAUCCUACCCCUGGCACUGAUGAAACAACUGGGGUACCUGGGAUAUGCCAGCGGCUUUUCUCUCAGCUGUAUGAUUUUCUUUCUAUGCUCGGUUAUGUAUAAGAAGUUUCAGAUUCCCUGCCCUCUUGACUGGGCUAAUGCCAAUGGCACAAUGUUGGGGAAUAUGAGCCUGGCGGCAGUAGGCCAUGCGUAUCAGAACGGCCACAUUGAAAUCACAGAAGCUGAGGCAGGCGAAUGUGAACCCAAGAUGUUCACCUUAAACUCACAGACGGCAUAUACAAUUCCCAUUAUGGCCUUUGCCUUUGUGUGCCACCCAGAGGUUCUGCCCAUAUAUACUGAGCUGAAAGACCCCUCCAAGAAGAAGAUGCAACGUGUAUCUAAUAUCUCCAUUGCUGUCAUGUAUUGCAUGUAUUUCCUCGCUGCUCUCUUUGGAUACCUCACCUUCAAUGAUCAUGUGGAGUCCGAGCUCCUGCACACAUACAGCUAUGUGGAUCAAUUCGAUAUCCUGAUCCUGUGUGUGCGAGUGGCAGUGCUCACAGCUGUCACUCUCACUGUCCCCAUAGUGUUGUUCCCGGUGAGACGUGCCAUUCAGCACAUGCUGUUCCAGAACAAGGAGUUUAGUUGGAUCAGACACACCAUCAUUGCAGUGCUGCUGCUCACAAUGAUUAAUCUUCUGGUUAUUUUUGCACCAACUAUACUUGGAAUCUUUGGCAUAAUUGGUGCCACAUCUGCUCCAUGCCUUAUCUUCAUUUUCCCAGCCAUCUUCUAUAUUCGAAUUAUGCCGAAAGACAAGGAACCUACAAAAUCCACACCCAAAAUAUUGGCUGCGUGCUUUGCCGUCCUGGGGAUCCUGUUUAUGAUCAUGAGCCUGAGCUUUAUCAUCAUUGACUGGGCAACUGGAAGCAGUAAAAGUGGUGGAAGCCACUAACCUUUGAAAUAUCACUACUUACUCCCCCCAUUCCUUCUCCAAAAUGGGACUUCACCCAUCAUGGUGAUUUCAGUGCUGGCACAUCAUAGUUAUGGUUGCCAUUUGAGGAUAGACUUGUUUAAUGCACCCCUGGAAGGACCUGUUGUGGUGGCAUUAAUGUGUCUGCUAUUAACUGUAGAACUGGAAGAAUACAGAAGCUACAUGUCCCUGUGCUAAUAAGAGAGGGACUUGCUUCCUUCCUGUCUCAUCCUGUAGCAUUAGGGGACAUACUCCAUGGGUAGCAGAUACCUCCGUCUGUAUCGUUAGAACUGAACAAGGCUAUACCACAUUUCAUCUGGACAUUUGAAAGAUGCAAGAUAAAGGGGAAAUAAAUCGGUGUCUUGUGUGUUUUUAGCAUAUGUUGGAUUCAUAUGGUGCUUGGAGGUCCAGAUCCGAGCAUUUUAUCUCCUUGCUGUUAAAAGGAACCUACAGCACAAGCCAGUAUCAGGAUCUGUAUGCGGUCUUGCAAUACGAUCUCAGUCUUCACAAAUACAGAGUGUAACAUGUAAAUAGAAUUUUGGAACUUAAUACCUAUAAAGGUUUUUUUUGUAAGUGUUAUAAUGGCCCCAAAAUCUGCAUAAGUAUUCCACAGUAGAGGUAGCAUGGGAAAUAAAUAGAGGUUUGGUGGGAUGGAGCCGUAGAGGGAGCAACAGAUUUGGUGUCAUGAAGUCAUGAUAGAUAUCCUAGUGGGGGGAAUGAGUUACAUAUUAUAGUCAUAAGCAGGUCCAAGAUUGUAAUAAUGGUGGCAGCAGACCCAUCGUCCUAGUUAGUAAAGGGAUGAGUAGGAAUUCUGAAUGAUAAAAAUGCCUAGGGCUUGGAGGUUAUACAACAUUUUGUCGCUGCAGGGCCAGUGUAGUGUAACUUUUAGGUAGUGUUUGUGUGUGACAUGGGGAUUCUCUAUAAUAUUUGCUCGUCAGAAAACCAGAGUGGAAUCUAAAGGAUUGCUGUCUAUAGCAUGGUGAAUGGCCAAGUCACGCUGCAUUCUCAAUGUACCAUUAUUGCUGAAAUGUAGAAUGAAGAGCCCUGCCCAAUACUGGCCCCUUGUGUUGUGCCCUGAUAGACAGCUUAAGCUUGCAGAAAUCACAAAAAGUGCAAAACUGGUUCUGGGGAGUCAUACAAGUCCCUGGCUGGUGUUACAGACAGAACAAAACCUCUAGCCAUCAAAUCAAGUCACGUCUAGAGUUGGUGAAAGCCACCUAAAGGGCUUUGUCAGUCUCUGUGCACCCCUCUAAGCUCUGCUCUGUCUCACUGGGACACUAACACUCUCACACCUCUCAACUGGAAUUCAGCUCAACACUUGGAAAGGUUUUCCUAACUAAUUAAUAGUCUGCACAAUGAUGUCUAAGUGUGAAGGGAGAAGAAGCAGGAGACUGUGUGACAGCAGGGAGAAAAGAGCCUGGUGAGGCCAGAGGGGAACCUACAAAACAAAAAGGCAAAACCUUGCAAGACUUUGGGAAGAAACAUUCUGUCACUGGCUAAUUGCUCUUCCCUAGCGAGGAUCAGGGGGCACUAGAAGAACGAAAGGAAUCAUUGAC
Xenopus laevis (African clawed frog) is the source of this 3367-nucleotide messenger RNA. RefSeq names its product solute carrier family 38 member 3 S homeolog (gene slc38a3.S). NCBI's taxonomy places the organism in Eukaryota, Metazoa, Chordata, Amphibia, Anura, Pipidae. The record is from RefSeq and is a predicted model, not a curated record. Gene Ontology annotation, biological process: L-glutamine transport; amino acid transmembrane transport; asparagine transport. The coding region runs from base 288 to 1793 and encodes 501 amino acids. Gene Ontology annotation, cellular component: plasma membrane; membrane. Gene Ontology annotation, molecular function: L-glutamine transmembrane transporter activity; L-asparagine transmembrane transporter activity; L-histidine transmembrane transporter activity. The transcript has 16 exons.